GUAGGGAUAUUUAAGAAAAGAACCCAAGUGCGGAAAUUGGACUUUUACGCAUGACGCAGGUGUUUGUGAAAGUGAAGCAAAAGUCAUCGGGGGAUAAAUCUGAGACAGUGACCUGAGCGAUGGAAACCAGAGAAGGCAGACCCGUCACCUGUUGGUGCAUUUAUGAUUAAAUUCUGUUUUUUUUCCAUAUAUAUAUUUCUUGAAAAGCAUGAGGGGCUUUUUACUCGGCUGGGCUUUACUUUGGGCGACGGUGGAGUGGAGCAACACGCAGAUGUCUGUACCUGCCACAGUGUUGAAUUGCUGCGAAGGAGACAUCUUCGUCUUGUUGGACUCCUCCGGAAGCGUGUCAAACUAUGAGUUUUCCCGUCUGGUAUUCUUUGUCACUGGGCUGACUCAGCCCUUCUCACUGGGUCGAGGGCAAGUCAGAGUCGGGCUCCUGCAGGUCAGCACUAGACCUAUUCUGGAGUUUGACCUGGACGCUCACAGUGAUCAGGAAAGUCUGCAGAAAGCUGUUGGGAAUAUCAGGCAUCUGCAGGGAGACACGAACACUGAGGAGGCUCUGCAGGUGGCCCAGCGGCUCCUGGCUGAGAACCAUGUAAAUGGACCACAGGUUCUGCUGUGGCUGACAGAUGGCGUGGACCCUGGAGACGUGGACCAUGCCAUGUCAGAGCUGAAGGCCCAGGGAGUAUCCGUGUUAGCUGUUUCUACUGUACACGGAAACUUCCAGGUGUUGCAACGUGCAGUGACACCUCCUCUGGAGUCCCACCUGUACUCUGUGGAUAUUGACAACAUUGACAUCAUUACAAAUGACCUGAGGGACGCCAUCAUCAAAAUCAUUCGAGCAGAAAGGCUCCGUGUGACUCACUUGACCUCCCAUAGUGCCGUGUUGCAGUGGCGUCCUGUUCUGACAGCAGACAGUGGGUACUAUCACCUCUGGUACAACUCGGUAGAGGGUACGGGCUCUGGGACCACACGUCUGCUCCGAGGUGACUCCAGUACCGUGGAGUUAACAAACCUGCAGCCUCAGACCACCUACACAGCCUCCCUUCGGCCGGAGUCCAACCAGAGACUGUUGAACACACUCUCUGUUCACUUCACUACACUUCCUGAUGUUUCAGGUCCAUCAGUGGUUUCAGUGUCAGACUCUGGCCCCCGUCAGGUCCGUGUGAGCUGGGGCCCCCUGCAGCCGAUUCAGGUGCAGCGAUACACGGUGGAGUACGGACGUAUCCCCAGUGGGCGCGUCCACACGGUGACGUUACACAACCACCAGAACACUACGUUACUGACCGGCCUGGAGCCUGACUCCCAGUACCUGAUCACAGUCAGCGCUCUGCACGUGAACGGAAAAGAAAGAGCCAUGUCUGUGAGAGCAUGCACACAGGAGGUUCCAGCAGCAUCUCUACCUGCCCUGGCCGACCUUCAGCUGAGUCCUGUGGAGCAACAGGAGGUUCAUGUUGCGUGGCGAGCCCGUCAGGAGGGCCUGAGAGGUUACUGGCUCAGCUGGGAGAGGCAGAGCUCCCACAGCUCCUCCAUCUACCUGCCUUCUACCACUCAUUCCACGAGGCUAACACACCUCACCCACGGCAGUCGAGUGUGUGUGUCUCCGGUCUACAGCUCUGGUCGAGGAGAUGGAAUAUGCUGCACCGCAGACACACAAAGAGAUUCCAGCCAGUGGGGUUAACAACUGGUUAACAUUCCUGCCAAAAACGAGAGAAAUCAGGCAUUUAAGUGCUGGAAGUGAUAGAUAACUUUUGUAAGGCUGUGUAUUAGAAUUUUUCAGUUAAAAGUUCCAUCUAAAAAUGAAUUUUAAGUGAUAGAAAAUGCUUAUCACAUAACUGCAGCCCUCAGAAAUCCAGCUUUCUGUCGGCACUGCCAACUUACUUAAACAUUUGGUGUCCAAGAUAUUCUAGAGCAAAUUGAGCCAUGAAUUAUGAAAUGGAGUCUACAUACAAAGUCAGUAUGCACAAGUACUAUUGUUGAAUUAUGAAAGUAGAUAAUGUCUCCCCCAUAACUUCUACUUUUACAUAUUAAGUCACUUUUUAAUUUUUUGUUUUAAUUUCUCUGCAUACUAAAAAAUCUCAUUAGUGUAAAGGACUGUUCUGCCUUAGUUUCACAUCAAAAUGUGCCAAAAUGUGUCAAAAUGUACAUUAUCACUAUCACAUUAUAGUAUAUAAUCAGGGUUCCCAUGCAUCCUGGAAAACCUGGAAAAUGAUUGACCAAUUUUCCAGUCAUGGAAACUAUAUGGAAAAUGGGGAAAAAGGUCAAAUGUCCUGGAAACAGUUAAGUUAUCCUGGAAAAUUAUUUAUCCUCCC
Sphaeramia orbicularis (orbiculate cardinalfish) is the source of this 2312-nucleotide messenger RNA. RefSeq names its product von Willebrand factor A domain-containing protein 1. The transcript has 6 exons. Bases 209 to 1681 code for a protein of 490 amino acids. The record is from RefSeq and is a predicted model, not a curated record. Gene Ontology annotation, molecular function: protein binding. Lineage: Eukaryota; Metazoa; Chordata; Actinopteri; Kurtiformes; Apogonidae.